GUCUCUCCCACUAUUUCUCUUUAACUAUUUGUCUUACAAAUUUCUGAAUCCUCUCAAAAACCGAAGCGACAUCUGCCCUAGAUCUAGAAAUCAUCAUAAAUUCCAUCUGUUUUAAAUGUUUUACGUUCCUAAUUCUCAUCUCUUUGUCAACGCGAAGAUUUAUGUUCCUUAAAUUAUUUGGAUCAUGUAUUUAUCCUUCGGAUCAAUUCGUCUUCCGAGCAUCAUUCUCUCCGUAAUCUCCUUCGAGAAAAGGAGUUGGGAAGGGGGAUAUGAUUUCUGGAUGGAAUUGAGUGAAUGACGUCUUACUGUAGAGAGCCCAAGUACAUCUCUCUUCUUCUUGAAGAUUACUUCGAUUGUCUCUACAACUCCAAAGAGGUACCCUACUACUUCCUUAUUCUCCUCUUUCCUGGUCUUCUUUUAGUUGAAGAUUGAUUUCGUUGUGAUUGUUACAUUAUGGUACAAGCCAUUGUUUCCAGAUUUAAGAAAACGCUAGACCAAACUGAUGAAUCAUGUCUAGAUCACGGGAAAACUUUGGAGAGGUCAAAUUUCAAUUCACGUUGGUUAUGUGGCUCAGAUCUCUCCUAUCCUUGAUUCUACACACACAGAAGGUGUAAUUGGUGAGACUGAGUGCUAGCCAUAGAACUCUAAAUUUGAGGUUCGGUCUUUAGAGAAACGUGUUACACUGUUGCAGGAAUAAAACAGCAAAUAGAGGAGAUUCAUCAUCAUCUGCAAAAAUGGUAAGUCUGGAAGAAGCCACACAAAAAAACAUGCAAUGAUGUUUAGCCAUGAGAUCAAGAAAAGCCAAUAGGUUUUAUGGGUUUCAAUAACCUGCAAAGAUGUUUUUGUUUCUUUAUGUUUGGUAACUCUUAUGGUGCAUGUAUAUUUGAACAGAGCAGGAGUUCCUUUGCUCGAGAUGGAAUCUUAACUUGAUACGAGAAGUGGGAUCGGAGGCACGUAAUACACCAGUGAGAUGCAAUGGAUUGUGAGUGAGUAACAGGAAUAUCCAAGAAGGCUCUCUCCACUGCGAUUUUAACAUCUCAGUCCGUCCAAUUGUGCAAGUUAAGUUUGGCACCAAGGUCAACAAGUUCCUUUCUUUCUUUGUCGUCUUUUAUAUUCUGAGUCUAGCGAGUGAAGAGAUAUGAUCAACUCAUUCUUUUUUCAUUCUACUACAUCUGGUUUAUGAUCCAAAUUUGUGUUGGUUCAUAUCUGGAAAUUAAGAAUUUGAGUGCGUUUCAGCAAUUGACAAGAAACUGAAGUAACAACGGGAACAGUUUAUUAGGGAGAGAAACCGUUUCCUUUCUUCCCUGUAAAGUAAUAGGAACUGCAACCACUGCAGCGAACUGCUUUCAGAGCUCGCUCUUCCUGAUAUUGACAACCUGGAAAUGCCCAAUUUGUCAAAACUUGAAAACAUUCUUGAGAACGAAGCACCACGGCAGGAAAUGUGGGAUAUAUCGCCAGUUCAUGGUGGGACAUUGUCAUGGCUACGGAAAUGUACUUCGAAGAUUCUUAAGUUGUCCCCAAAUAAAAAUGGCAGAAACAACAGCUACUCUGAGUUUUACUGACCAAGAAACUCAGUCUGCUGAGCAAGCUAACGUGAACAGUGGGCCAUCAACUAUGCUUCAGGUCCAAUCUGAAAGUGACAUCAUAGAAGUUGAAGUCGCCAAUGCAAACUCAGACGGUGAUCACAGCAAAAUCAACAGCAAGGCUCAAGAAGUUGAUGUAGAUUCUUUGUCUAUUAUAGCUGCUGAUGGUCUAUCACGCAUGAGAGGAAAAGCCAGAGUCAGAAGAACGCGCUCUGUCAAAGCUGUUGUUGAAGACGCUAAAACCAUCUAUAGAGAAUCUAUACAACUUAAUGAGCCCGUUGAUUUAACAGAAAAUGUUGAGGACACUGCUAAAGGAAAUGAUAAAAGCACUGGUGAACCUGGUCGUUCUGAGAAAGGAGAUUCAAAGAAUGGACGGAAACGUGAACGUAUGGGUUCUUGAGAAAGAUAUCUGAAACAAUGUAUUGAAAAAAGGGAUAGUGGAUUAGAAGACAUAAUAUGUUAAUAUGGGCAAAUUUAAGAAGAUUAAAUCAAAUUUAAUGGAAGUGAGUAGGAGUUUAAUGGAGAAGGAGAUGGAGUUGUGCAGUCUGAGACGUGAAAUAGAGAAAGUAGAAACAUCAAAGCAGAAGCCAUAGAAACUGUGCUAACCAGUGUAAGUGUUGUAUCAUAACCAAAAUAAAAAUUAUUAAUCAACUAAUAAAAAAUUCACCUAAUGUACUUUAACAAU
Messenger RNA from Brassica napus (rape), 2268 nucleotides. RefSeq names its product protein CROWDED NUCLEI 1. Lineage: Eukaryota; Viridiplantae; Streptophyta; Magnoliopsida; Brassicales; Brassicaceae. The record is from RefSeq and is a predicted model, not a curated record. The transcript is spliced from 2 exons. The coding region runs from base 1462 to 1983 and encodes 173 amino acids.